Molecule: messenger RNA, 3418 nt
Organism: Cynocephalus volans (Philippine flying lemur)
Lineage: Eukaryota; Metazoa; Chordata; Mammalia; Dermoptera; Cynocephalidae
Gene: MIGA1
Product: mitoguardin 1
Exons: 16
Coding region: 92-1894 (600 amino acids)
Biological process (GO): mitochondrial fusion
Source: RefSeq, a predicted model, not a curated record
CCCGCGGCCAGGCUGGGACUUAGCGCCGGGUUGAGGCGGGGAAGCGGGUGUGGGCCGGCUGCUCCUGGUCGUGAGCGCCAGAAGAGGAGUCAUGUCAGAAGAAACAGUGAGAGAAUCACAGUUUUCCUUGAAGACAGCGGCGCUGAGAGUGUUUGAUCUUCCUCUGUCUUGGUACUAUUCUCUCUCCCAGAUCAGAUUUUCAUCAGUAGCUAAAAAAUUGUUUGUGGUAACUGCAGUGAGUACUGUAUCUAUAAUUUUUCUGGCCCAUCACUUUAAAAGACGACGUGGAAAGAAGAAAGGAAAAAUAUUGCCGUGGGAACCAGAGCACCUCAUACUUGAAUACACUAAAAGAGCAGUAUCAGACAAAGGUUCAAGUUGUUCCAGUAGUAGACAGAAUUUGACAUUAUCUUUAAGUUCUACCAAAGACAAAGGAUCUCAGUCUUGUAACUAUGUUAAUGGAGGACUUUUCAGUAAAUACUCGGGUUCUGCACAGAGUUUGGCUUCUGUCCAGAGUGUCAAUUCUUGUCAUAGCUGUGCUUGUGGCAAUUCUAACCCCUGGGACAAAGCAGAUGAAGAUGACAUUAAACUUGUUAAUAUUCCUGUGACCACUCCUGAGAACUUAUACUUAAUGGGUAUGGAAUUGUUUGAAGAGGCAUUGCGUCGAUGGGAACAAGCUCUAACCUUUCGCAAUAGGCAGGCUGAAGAUGAGGCCUGCAGUUCCAUUAAACUGGGUGCAGGAGAUGCCAUUGCUGAAGAAAGUGUAGAUGAUAUUAUUAGUACUGAAUUUAUCCAUAAACUUGAAGCUUUGCUGCAAAGAGCAUAUCGUCUACAAGAGGAGUUUGAAGCUACCCUUGGGGCAUCUGAUCUUAACUCCCUUCCUAAUGAUAUUGAUAAAGAUACAGAUAUCACCAUGAAGGGGAAUGUGGAUGACUUUGGCCUGCGAGAUACCUUGAGUGUCGCAUCAACUGAUUCGUUUGCUUCAGCAGCAGAGCUUGCAGAACACAGAGAAGUACGGCAUGCCUACAGCCUGGAGUCUCUUUGCCACUGUCCUUUUUAUGAAGAAGCCAUGCAUUUAGUUGAAGAAGGAAAAAUUUACUCAAGAGUACUAAGAACUGAAAUGUUGGAGUGCCUAGGAGACAGUGAUUUUCUUGCCAAACUUCACUGUGUUCGACAGGCUUUUCAGGUAAUUCUUUCAGAAACAGCCAACAGGAUAUUCCUUGCUGAGAGUGGAAGGAAAAUUUUAUCGGCUUUAAUUCUGAAAGCACGAAAGAAUCCAAAGAAGUUUGAAGAUGUUUUUGAUGAAAUGAUCUAUUUUUUAGAGCAGACUGAUCACUGGGAUAGUACUGAAAUGGAACUUGCUGCUAGAGGGGUUAAAAAUCUAAAUUUUUAUGAUGUUGUUCUGGAUUUUAUAUUGAUGGAUUCCUUUGAAGAUUUAGAAAAUCCACCCACAUCCAUACAGAAUGUAGUAAAUAAUCGCUGGCUCAACUCUUCCUUCAAAGAAACCGCUGUGGCUUCAAGUUGUUGGUCAGUUCUGAAACAGAAAAGGCAACAGAUGAAGAUCCCAGAUGGAUUUUUUGCCCAUUUUUAUGCUAUUUGUGAGCACAUCAGCCCAGUUCUAGCCUGGGGCUUUUUGGGUCCUAGAAAUUCUCUCUAUGAUUUAUGUUGCUUUUUUAAGAAUCAAGUUCUUUUCUUUCUCAAAGACAUUUUUGACUUUGAGAAGGUGCGCUAUUCAAGUAUAGAAACUUUGGCUGAAGACCUCAUGCAAAUACUCAUUCGCCGCACUGAACUUUUAAUGGCUUAUCUUGGAGCAGAUGCCCUGAGGCAUACAAGUAGUUGUAUGAGUGGUCAUGAUCAUGUUAUGUCCAGUGGUUUACUAGAAGCCAAAGUACAGUAAGUACCGUAAGAGUCAUAUAGUUUGUAUGGCUGGCCAGUUAGCUCAGUUGGUUAGAGCAUGGUGUUAUAACACCAAGGUCAAGGGUUUGGAUCCCCAUAUUGGCCAGCCACCAAAAAAAAAGAGAAUUGUACAAUUUGAGUGUGCUAUGAAAUAUUUUAAGGUAAGUAUUGAUUUUGUAACAAAUAUUACAAAGUCAACAUAAUUGGUAGAUAUGGACUCAGGGAGGAAAAAAAUCUAAUAAAGAUGAGUGACUGUAUUGUACUUACACAGACGUUCUGUCAUAGUGUAUUUGAAGCAGCUUUUUACAAUAUUUAGGUAAUAAUUUGAGUUGUGAAAUGUGUAUUUUACAGGACUACUGCUUGAAUUGAGCCAGUACUUAGGAGUUAGUUAAUUUAUUGUCUUGAAGUUGUCUGAAAUGUCCAGUAUCAUUCUCAAAAGUUCUGUUAUUAUGCUUUGCACUGGAAUAUAUACACUUUAGCCAAGACCUUUGUAGCCCACCCACACUUGUAAAAAUAUAUUACUCCUAGUGUCAACAUAUUUAACUUUGCCUGAAAAUGUAUUUUUAAUUGUGAAAUUAUUCAUUUGUUUAAUCAAGUUUAGGCAGUAGUGGUGUUAAUAUGUACUGCUUACAUUAUUGCUUGUGCAUUUGCUUAUGUAUUUGAAUCAAAGAAAUUGUAAUCACUGAAGAAUGUUAUAAAACAUUUAAAUGAACUGACACUGAGAAGUUUACAAUUUGCAACUUUAUAUUAGAUUAACUGUAGUUUCCAAAAUAUGUUACUGUUAGUCCUAUCAGUUACAACAGAGAGACUGGAAAACUUUUUUUUAUCUUUUUAUAGAUUACAACAAUUUUCCCUUGAGUGAAUAUUGAUUAAAAAUAUUAUAUUUGUUAACCAGGAAAGGCAAUUAAUAGUUUACCUUUUUUAUUGUAAUUUUGAGACUGUCUCCCAUCAUCUGAAGGUAUUGAACUUGGAAGAGUAAAACGAUUUCUCCUUUCUUCUUCUACAAAUUGGCCUUUAGUUAUUUCCACAGAGAUCUCAACACAUUGAGAAUUUGUCAUAUUAUGCCCAUAUUUUUAUAAAUAUUCAUACUUUUAGGGCUGGCCAGUUAGCUCAGUUGGUUGGAGCGUGAUGCUGAUAACACUAAGGUCCAGGGUUCAAUCUCUGGACCAGCUUCUGGGAAAAAAAAAUGUGAAAGGUAAAGUAUUCCUACUUUGAAUCUUAGUGAGAUUAUAAAGAAGGGUUUUUUUCCCUCCCAUGAAUAUGGAACAAAAAUAUUUUUAAUGAUAUGGAAGUAUAUUUCAUGUCUUUUAUGAUAAAUAUAUGAACAGAUGUGUUGUUCUUAGGAGUGAGGUUCUUUAGAGAAUUUUUGUUUCUAAAUCAUAUACCACUUAUCUGGAGUGGCUGGCUCGGUAUAUCAGUGGAUUAAAUUUGUUUAUUUUUCUUCUAAAGUGGCUUUAUUCACUUUAGGAGUGAAUUAUACAGAAGGACCUAAAGUGUGUUUUUUAAAAAUUCAUUUUUAGAUUAA